AUGGCCCACGCAGAGGCGAACGAUGGCACAAUAUUUCGACUGAGCAAGGAACCGGCACCGUCGGCGACCACUUCCACAACGCGCUCGCCGCCGGCGCGAGACGAGGUCGUGACCGCCGCAUCCUCCGUGUCUUCUCUGUCGCCGGGCAGGCCCUCAUCGCACAGCCGAAACGUCCCUUUCACGCUUUUAUUUAGCCUCCUCGACGGCUCCUUCUACAGCAUGUGGGCAAUGCAGCUCCUUCCAGUCUUCCUGCUUAACACGACAUCGAGCAUCACUGCCGUGAGCUUUCUCGCCUCCGUCUGUGGGGUCGCGCAGCUUCUCGGUGCGCUUGUCGUCGGAUGCAUUGCCGACCGCCAGCCGCGACAGCGCUGCAUCCGGACAGGGGCCGUCUGUGCUGUGGUGUCCCUCGCCCUCUUCGUUUGUGCCUUCUGGACUGCCAGUAUGUGGCUCAUCCUCUGCGCGCAGGCGCUGUGGGGCCUCUACACGGGUAUCAUCUCAACCAACGUGGAGGCGCUCUUCGCCGACAGCGUCCCGCAAGGGCAGCGCACGUUCAUCUAUAAUGUCAAGUGGGUGAUACAGACGGUCAGCUACAUUGUGGGCUACGGCGUUGCCGCGCUGCUCUUCUUUGUGUGGGGAAACUCGUGGAGUCCACAGCGCGUUCGCGUGGUAAUGACGCUCGGCGUGGCGGUACACCCGCUUGCCCUCGUACCGCUGUGCUGGCUGCAGGAUCGCUACUCCGUGAGGGAGGAAAACGAGGGCAUUUUGCGUAGCAACUCGCCACGCAACUCCGUGGCGGCAGGCACGGCAAAACAGGCCCCAACGGGGGUGGUCACUACGGUAUCUGACGCUAAUCUCGAGUCGUGUGUGUACUCAGCUCUGCAGUCAGCGACACAGCAGCCAGCAGAUGCCGCCACCGUCCUAGCGGCUGGAUCGACUCACAUCGCCGUCUCGGACGUCUUCAGGGAUGGAACUCACUUCCGGUUCACCGUGGCGCUUCCAUUGUGCGCCGCCACCGAAACCCUAAGGGAAAGUUGUGAUGACGAUGCCGGAGGCGUGCAAGAGUGCACAGCAAUGGUUGCACACACCGCGGUCAGGGAAGGUCUUCUCAGCGCACCUGCGAAGGGUAGCCGCUCCUCUCAGCAGCCGCAACAGCAUAGCUCAAGCAUUACCUUACGCGAAGACGGCGAGGGUAUGCUGCGGGUGUGUGACAUGUUCAGCAGCCUCAGACACAGCUGCUGGCGUGGCUUGACGUCGCUGCGCUCUGUGCCGUACUGGAUGUCCUUGGUCGAUCUCCUCCUCGCCAUCGGCUCCGGCAUGUCGCUGCCGUACUUCCCUCUCUUCUUCGCUUCUGAGUGCAACGUAAGCCCUGUCGGUCUCAACGCCAUAUAUAUCGCCUCCACCAUGCUGACCGCCGCCACCUCCUCAUGCCUGCCGUGGCUUAUCAAUAACUGUGGACUUGGCCGCGUUCCAACAGCUCUGGGUGUGCGGCUAGUGGGCACAGUCGCGCUCUUCGUGCUCGCCACCGCUCGACGCCAGUCCACCGCCACGACCCUGCCAGGCAUCAUCGCGCUCUUUCUCUGCCGCAACGCGCUCAUGAACUCCGUCCUUGGCAUUACCCGCAGUGUCAUCAUGGACUGCGUGACCAAGGACAGCCGCGCGAAGUGGUCAGCACUCGAGAGCGUCUCGCUCGUUUCCUGGACUGGCAGCGCCAUGCUUGGCGGUUAUAUUACGAAGCAACACGGCUACCGACGCAACUUCGUCGUGACAGCAGUGCUCCAGUUUUCGGCAACGCUUCUCAUGAUUCCGGCGGCCCUUGGCGCACGCGCCCUCGACGCCCCACUAAAUAAUCAGUCGCAGCUCAUAGAGGAUGUCAUGUUAACCGUCUCGCCGACAGCGCCCUCGUACACAGUCAAAGAGGCGCGCGGCAGACGGCAGUGA
Leishmania braziliensis MHOM/BR/75/M2904 is the source of this 1938-nucleotide messenger RNA. RefSeq lists its product as hypothetical. Gene Ontology annotation, biological process: transmembrane transport. Gene Ontology annotation, molecular function: transmembrane transporter activity. Lineage: Eukaryota; Euglenozoa; Kinetoplastea; Trypanosomatida; Trypanosomatidae. The transcript has a single exon. The record is from RefSeq and is a predicted model, not a curated record. The coding region runs from base 1 to 1938 and encodes 645 amino acids.